AUGGGGCAACUUCCAUCUGAUAGAGUCUUACCUUUAAGGCCCUUUCAACAUACAGGGGUGGACUAUACAGGUCUCUUCGUCAUUAAGACUUGGAGAGGAAAGAACGCUCGUAAUUACAAAGCCUACGUAGCUCUUUUUGUUUGCUUCACUACUUCCGCUCUUCAUCUUGAAUUGGUUACCGAUUACACUGCAGAUGCAUUUAUAUCUGCAUAUAAGAGAUUCUCUGGACGACGAGGAAUCUGUGCUACACUCACCAGUGACUGUGGUACCAACCUAAAGGGAGCAGAUGCCGAACUGCAACGUUUGUUUUCUGCCGCAUCCGAAGAAUCUCAAUACCUGGCGACCUUAUUGGCAAAGGACGGAACUUUAUGGAAAUAUAAUCCUCCUUCAACGCCUCAUUUCGGAGGCAAAUGGGAAGCUGGCGUUAAGUCAAUGAAGUAUCACCUCAAGAGAAUCAUGGGAGAUACCCUCCUCACUUACGAAGAAAUGAAUACACUGUUGAUUCAAGUUGAAGCUGUCCUUAAUUCUCGCCCUCUGUGUCCAUUGACGGAUGAUCCUGAAGAUCUUACUGCUCUAACACCUGGUCAUUUCCUUAUGGGAUGCUCUCCAACUGUUUUACCUGAGCCCUCACUUGAAAUCGAGAAGUCUUCACGACUGUCUAGAUGGCAAUUACUACGGAAGAUGUUGGACUCUUUAUGGUCAAGAUGGUCAAAAGAAUACUUGCAACGCUAUCAGUCCAUUUAUAAAUGGAAUCAACCAGAGACUCCUAUAGUAGAGGGUUCCAUGGUCCUAGUUGUCGAUGAGAGAUAUCCUCCCGCCAAAUGGCCUUUGGGUCGUGUUAUAAAGGUCUAUCCUGGUCCAGACGGACUAACACGAGUUGUCACUGUCAAAACACAAACUUCUGAAUUAAAGAGACCUAUCACAAAGCUUUGUCUUCUUCCGAUCGAUAGAGAUCUUACUCAUUCGUUCGUUAACAACGGUUAA
Linepithema humile (Argentine ant) is the source of this 984-nucleotide messenger RNA. Lineage: Eukaryota; Metazoa; Arthropoda; Insecta; Hymenoptera; Formicidae. The record is from RefSeq and is a predicted model, not a curated record.